AUGGAUGAGGCCCAGGGCUGCGGCGAGCUCAGGGACUCCUGCAGCUUCGCUUGCACCGCGGUGGCCUCGGCUUCGGUGUCCGGUCAAGUGUCGCUGCUCAGCGGGCGCUCCUGCCACGUGGCGUCCAAGUCGUCGUUGACGGCCGCGGAGGUGAUUUGCCAGGCGCAGCAGCGGCUGGAGGUGGGCAUUGCGGCGCUGGUCACGGUGGAGGGCCGGGAGCUGCGGGGGAGCCUGACGCUGCAGGAGGCGCGGGUGGAGGAUGGCGACGUUCUGCAGGCCAUGGUGCGAUUUCCAGAGAUCUGCUCCCAUCCCUACUCCCGGGCCUUUGCGUACCUUGGCGCCUCCGGCCAGGUGGCCACCUGGGGCGCGGCCAACUACGGGGGCGCCGGGGUGCAGCUCUGCGACGUGCGGCAGCUGCGGCACGCCGCCGCCUUCUUCCACGCCGGGGCCUUUGCGGCGCUGCGGUCCUGCGGGGACGUGAUCUGCUGGGGCGAGGCGUGCUGCGGUGGAGACGCUUCCCGGGUGGAGAAACAGCUCACGGACGUGGAGGCGCUACAAUCCACGUCCCACGCCUUCGCAGCGCUGCGGGCAGAUGGCCAGGUGCUGGCGUGGGGCGACCCGCAGCUGGACCGAUCCGUCGAGAUCUAUGAAACAAGUUAUGCAAAGCCAGCGCAAAGAGUAUUCUUUUGGAGGUAG
Molecule: messenger RNA, 696 nt
Organism: Effrenium voratum
Lineage: Eukaryota; Dinophyceae; Suessiales; Symbiodiniaceae
Source: the annotation of a GenBank genome assembly